This is a messenger RNA of Polychytrium aggregatum, 330 nucleotides long. RefSeq lists its product as uncharacterized. The transcript is spliced from 4 exons. The record is from RefSeq and is a predicted model, not a curated record. Lineage: Eukaryota; Fungi; Chytridiomycota; Chytridiomycetes; Polychytriales. The annotation marks the transcript as partial.
CAGAUCCCCGAGCUGGCGUCCUUCAGAAUCGGAAUGGCCAAUGUCUUCAUCCAGCACACCUCGGCGUCCCUGACUCUGAACGAGGUACUGGUCGACAUGGAAAUGAUCCUCAACAAGCUCGCCCCAGAGGAUGCACCCUAUAUCCACACGGACGAGGGGCCGGACGACAUGCCGGGCCAUGUCAAGAGCUCGCUCAUGGGCGUGUCGCUCAACAUCCCCAUCAGCAACGGCAAGUUUGCCCUUGGGACCUGGCAGGGCAUCUGGCUCAACGAGCACCGUGAUCACGGAGGUUCCCGUCGAAUUGUCGUGACUCUGCAGGGAGUCUGCUAG